UGAUCGGCUGCUGAGUCGCCCCAAAGUCGGCGUGAAAUGCAAAACAAAAAACUUGACAGUCAUAUUUCAGCUCAGCAAACAAAAGGCAAGGAGAAGUUCGUCUCUUGUUUCUAUUUUAAAAUUUCGAUUUUGUGAGAUUUGUUGGAAUAAGAAAACUAGAGAAAAUGAGCCCAAUUCAGGAAGCAAUGCAGCUGCGGUCACAGUUGAUGAAUGAGUGGAAGGCUGGAGGCCGGGCCCCCAACUUGGAAAAGUGUGGGGAGCUCUUGAACAGAAUUAAGAUUGUCCUCACAAAUUUGAAGUUUCUACCCGAAUCCACUGGAUCCUCAACACGUGAUGAAUUGAUCAUUGCCAGAGAUGUGUUAGAAAUAGGGGCCUUUUGGAGUAUAUCUCGCAGAGAUAUUCCAUCGUUUGAACGAUAUAUGGCACAGCUCAAGUGUUAUUACUUGGACUUUAAGGAGGAAUUACCAGAAUCUCCAUACAAAUGUGAACUGUUGGGUCUUAAUCUACUCUGUCUGCUUAGUCAAAAUCGAGUAUCCGAGUUCCACACUGAGUUGGAACUCUUUGCUCAUCCAGAAGUUCAUGUUUUAGACAAUGUCUAUAUCAAACAUGUUGUAGCGCUUGAACAAUACUUGAUGGAAGGGCGCUAUAACAAGAUUUUCAUGGCAAAACGGUUAGUCCCAGCAGAAGCAUUCAAUUUUUUCAUCGAUAUCUUGCUCGAUACAAUACGAGAUGAGAUUUCUACGUGCGUUGAGAAAUCCUACACUCGACUCCAUAAGGAUGCAGCGAGCAAAGUAUUGAACAUUUCUGGACAGAACCUUCAGACUUACGCUAUCAAGCGAGGAUGGACCAUCUCAAAGGACGGUUACUUUUGUUUCAAUACUGAAAAGAAACAGGAUGAUCGAAUCCCGUCAUUUGAAUUGGCCAAGGAUGCAAUUGAAUAUGCAAAGGAGCUGGAGAUGAUUGUUUAAUAACUAUCAACUAUAUUCUCUAUCAUUUUAAGAAUAAUUUUGGGUUUUCUAAUAAAAUAUGUCAGUAAUAAAUGGCUAACUGGAAUUUAAGUAACCAAAAAA
Messenger RNA from Folsomia candida, 1070 nucleotides. It is a transcript of the gene Rpn12, whose product is annotated as 26S proteasome non-ATPase regulatory subunit 8. Gene Ontology annotation, cellular component: cytosol; proteasome regulatory particle; proteasome regulatory particle, lid subcomplex. Gene Ontology annotation, biological process: proteasome-mediated ubiquitin-dependent protein catabolic process. Bases 165 to 968 code for a protein of 267 amino acids. The transcript has 7 exons. The record is from RefSeq and is a predicted model, not a curated record. Lineage: Eukaryota; Metazoa; Arthropoda; Collembola; Entomobryomorpha; Isotomidae.